ACACAUCCCACAAGCCUCGAACACGACUGCGCCCCCGUGCCACAUCCUCCCUGAGCGCCGCCGCGCGUGCUCCUCCCUGCCCGGACCCCUCCUGCACCCCGCAUCGCCUCCAGUGCCCGGCGCGACCUCUUCUUCGAACGCCACCGCUCGGCGUGCUUCUCCCGGAUCUUCCUCCAACCCCGCCGCACCGCAGUGUCCGGCGGGACCUCCUCCUCGAACGCCGCCGCGCGACCUCAAACGACGCGCCUGCAACGCCCCAGCUGCUGACACCAUCGCGGGUUCUCCCUCGCGCCCAUACUUCCCCGCCCACUCGCCGCGGGCGCCGCGACCUUUCUCCCAGCUCGGUUCCCGAACUCCACUCCACCAUGGCCCCAGAAAGGAGUGGGUCUAAGAAGCAGGAGCUCAACUCUCAGAAAAAGCUAGAGAAGAAGCUCAGCUUCUAUACAAAAGUGAAAGAUGCGGUUACCUCCCUACAGGCCAAAAAGGCUAUCAGUAAGAAAAAGAAACAGAGGAGCCGUCAGAAGAAACUGAAAGCAUAUGAUCUGUCAGCACUUUCUGAGUUCCUUCCACAAACAGCCAGCUCCCAGCAGCAGACGGAAGUAAAGCUUAACCGCAAAUCGAAGCAGGCUUUAGUGCAACGAGAGUCUGCUCAACUGAAUGCUGUACUGAACAAUGCUCAGUUCCAGCUAGACCCAUUGGCUGCAAUUCAUCAGCAUCUGGUAUCAACACAACCGCCUUCUUCCGUGAAAGACGACGAAUCUGCAAAGAGCGGGAAGAAAUCUAGGAAGGACAAGAAAAGGAAGAAGAAGAAGAAGAAGAACAAUGCUUUGUCAACCCCUCAGUCCAUGGAUAUCUGAUAGUGCAGACUGACUAUCUAAAGAAAUGAAUGCAGUUAUUUUUAUCUUGGUUUGAAGGUGACCCUUGCCAUGUGUGAACUUGGAAGUUGUAAGAUUUUGCUACCAGUGCGAGUUUUCUGUGUCUGAACUUCCAGCUUGCUUUUCUCUCGAAAGAAGUAACUUCCAGAUUGCUUGCAAAAUCACCCCGAAGGUUCGGAUUUA
Messenger RNA from Triticum dicoccoides, 1058 nucleotides. RefSeq names its product tetratricopeptide repeat protein 1-like. NCBI's taxonomy places the organism in Eukaryota, Viridiplantae, Streptophyta, Magnoliopsida, Poales, Poaceae. The transcript is spliced from 5 exons. Bases 366 to 857 code for a protein of 163 amino acids. Gene Ontology annotation, biological process: maturation of SSU-rRNA from tricistronic rRNA transcript (SSU-rRNA, 5.8S rRNA, LSU-rRNA). The record is from RefSeq and is a predicted model, not a curated record. Gene Ontology annotation, cellular component: 90S preribosome; nucleolus; preribosome, small subunit precursor.